Messenger RNA from Penicillium daleae, 342 nucleotides. Its product is annotated as ubiquitin-related modifier 1. The coding region runs from base 1 to 342 and encodes 113 amino acids. Gene Ontology annotation, cellular component: cytoplasm; nucleus. Gene Ontology annotation, molecular function: protein tag activity. Lineage: Eukaryota; Fungi; Ascomycota; Eurotiomycetes; Eurotiales; Aspergillaceae. The transcript is spliced from 3 exons. Gene Ontology annotation, biological process: tRNA thio-modification; protein urmylation. The record is from RefSeq and is a predicted model, not a curated record.
AUGUCUGACGGUGCAAAGGGGGCUGGUGGCCCAUCCAUCCCCAUCACGGUCGAGUUCACUGGCGGACUUGAGUUACUCUUUGGCAAUGAGCGAAAGCACAAGGUCUCAAUAUCCGCCUGCAUGGAUGACGGCAGCCCGACCAAUCUCGCAUAUCUGCUUCCCUACCUGGUCGAUAAUCUCAUGCAGGACCAACGGAAGGAGAUGUUCAUCAUGGAGGAUAAUGUGCGGCCAGGUAUCCUUGUCCUGAUCAACGACGCGGAUUGGGAACUCGAGGGCGAGGAGAAAUACGAACUUCAACCGGGAGAUAACAUUGUAUUUGUCUCGACGCUGCAUGGAGGCUAA